Rhinichthys klamathensis goyatoka is the source of this 862-nucleotide messenger RNA. It is a transcript of the gene chchd1, whose product is annotated as coiled-coil-helix-coiled-coil-helix domain containing 1. The record is from RefSeq and is a predicted model, not a curated record. The coding region runs from base 166 to 513 and encodes 115 amino acids. Gene Ontology annotation, cellular component: mitochondrion; mitochondrial ribosome; nucleoplasm. Gene Ontology annotation, molecular function: RNA binding. Gene Ontology annotation, biological process: mitochondrial translation. NCBI's taxonomy places the organism in Eukaryota, Metazoa, Chordata, Actinopteri, Cypriniformes, Leuciscidae. The transcript has 3 exons.
CCGACACAAAAUGGCGACUUACACACAUAGACAGUAAGGACGAAAAGUAAGAAGUAGUCGGCAUUUAAGUUUAUCAUUAGUACUGUUAUAUUGAUAGGCUACAUUUCAGUCUUAUUUUGAAUUUAACGUUUUAACCGUUUUGAGAGGAGACAUUAUAGAACGGCCAUGAGUGGAUCUGCGAUUCAAGAGAAGGUUGCUAGACUGUUGAGCAGGCAGAAUGGGAAACCCGCAAUGAAAGCCGUCAAACCUCUGGCUCUUAAGAAUGAGGUCGCUAACCGCAAGCCGAAGAAAGGAGAGGCCACCUGCGUUACGGAGAUGUCGUUGCUGAUGGUUUGCUGGAAACAGAACGACUUUAACAAUGCACUCUGCUCUAAAGAAGUCUCAUCCUUCUACACAUGUGUUGAAAAGGCGCAGACCAAGGCCAAAGGACAGCAGGGAACUCAGGGUCGACUUUUGCCUAAGGAAGCCAACAACUUAUUAAAACGAUUUCCCAACCUGGCCAGUGAGAUUUAGGACCAGUAACACAGAUUAGUCACAGAAUUGACACUUUUAUUAUCUGAGCUGUAUAGAUGGGGACUUUAGUCUGAGUGCAUUACUGUGCCAGCCAUUUGAUGAGAACGGGGUGUGGAAAGGUUUUCUAAAAAACGGCAAUGAAGCUGUCACUGGGAUGCUCGCCAAGCAAAUGGGCUGCAUUCAUAAGGUUUUGAAGGUACUUUUGGUGAUUACUACAUUUUACUCACUGCACUAGGUCGUCCCAUUUUAACAGUACAAAAGAAGAAGCUCAGUUCUCUUCACAUACUUAAAGGGAUAGUUCAACCAAAAAUGCAAAUCUGUCUCCAUUUACUGACCCUCAUGUCAUCUU